This is a messenger RNA of Lodderomyces oxycetoniae, 1932 nucleotides long. RefSeq names its product E3 ubiquitin-protein ligase. The transcript has a single exon. Lineage: Eukaryota; Fungi; Ascomycota; Pichiomycetes; Serinales; Debaryomycetaceae. Bases 1 to 1932 code for a protein of 643 amino acids. The record is from RefSeq and is a predicted model, not a curated record. Gene Ontology annotation, biological process: protein ubiquitination; rescue of stalled cytosolic ribosome. Gene Ontology annotation, molecular function: ribosome binding; ubiquitin protein ligase activity.
AUGCUAGCUUCGAGCGAUCUUGGUAGCAGCAGUCAACUGCGAGUGGGAAGAGAAGGCAAAGUACAAGGAGGCUCUUCAAGGUACAAGAGAAGUGGCAUUGCACGAAAUAAACAGGAUAAAAGUAAGCAAACAAGGGGAGAAAAAGUAGAGGACUCUUUUGAGGGAGAUUUGUGUAUCAUAUGUGCUGAAAAGAUCCAAUAUGCUGCUUUACGUCCGUGCAACCACACCACGUGUCAUGUAUGUGCAUUUCGACAACGAGCCUUGUAUGAAAAGAAGAAUUGUUUAGUGUGUCGUAGUGAAAAUGAUCGCAUUGUGAUUUCAGAGCAAGUUGGCAAAAACUAUAGCGAUUUUGGCUUGCUGGAUUUUGUUAGUAGCCAAGAAGACAAGUAUAAAAUUGAUUUCACACAAAACUAUGUAAGAGAUGAAACGUUGCGGUUAUUGGAGAAUGAGUGUGGGAUUUGCCAUGAGAUAGUUGCAACAUUCAAGGAAUUGGGUGAUCAUGCCAAGGAAGUACACGGGAAAUAUUACUGUCUCAUAUGCUCUAAAUACAAAAUGGCGUUCAAGAUUGAGUUGCCAUUGUACCAUUACAAAAGUUUGCAAAAACACCAAAGUCAAGGUGACGAGUCGGGAUUCAUGGGCCAUCCUGAGUGUAAACACUGUCGUGGCAAACGGUUUUAUUCCGAAGACGAGUUGAAUGUGCACGUUCGAGACCGACAUGAAAGGUGCCACAUUUGUGAUCAGACAACGCCAAAGACUGCGGAUUAUUAUAAAAAUUAUGAAUCUUUGUACCAGCAUUUCUCGCAAGCGCAUUAUGUUUGUACUGUUGCUUCAUGUGUUGAGAAGCGAUUUGUUGUUUUUGGAAACGACUUGGAUUUAACUGCUCAUAUGUUAAAGGAACAUGGCGGAUUGAGCAAUGGCAAUAGAAUUGUAAUUGGGUCUAACUCCUUGCAUUAUAGCAAUUCCCCGCGUCAUUUCAGUCAAUUAUCAACAUUCAACAACUCAAGGUGGUUAAGUGCAAACAGUGAUCAAGAUGAAGACCAACAGUCUCCGGAAAUUAAAAAGAAAAGAUUCGAGGAAAGAGCCAAACACUACUUAAACUACAAUCAAGAAAAGUAUAACGAGUUUGAACAAUUGAAUAGAGCAUUCAAGAGCAAAAAAAUAAAUGCAAAGGAGCUUUUACAGAUAUACAAGCAAAACUUGUUUAUUCAUCAAACAAUAGAAGAGUUGAAUCUUUUAGUGAAGGAGUUUUUGGAGUUUUUCCCUCAAGGAGGUGAUUUGCAAAAAGAUCUACUUUCGAUUUUAGUUGAAAAGAAUGAAGAAGCACCAACUGAACAGUUCCCUGUACUAGGUGGGAGACCAGUUGCAAAUUCAUUCAGUACAAAUGGAUGGAUUGGUGGUGGUGGUGGUGGUGGUGGCCGCAGCGGAACAGCAUCACCAGUUGAUAAUUUCCCACCAUUGAAGAAACCAACUAAGGUAAACUAUCUUAACCCUAAUGAGCAGCCAAUUCGGUACAGCACAGUUGUUAAGAAAUCCCAACAACCCAAGAAAAAGGCAUCAUCAUCAGCAGCAGCAACAGUUUACCUGAGCCCGUAUAUACCAAAUUAUCUCGACAAUACCAAGUCAGAAACAUCUUCAACACCAAGCUUGGGGAAAAACGGAUCAUUGACUGCAUCAAAGACAAACCCGUGUGUCAAUGAUGCCAAAUUUCCUGUAUUGCAGAAGAAGACUAAUAAGAAGGUAAUACCUCGCGUAAAUGAAGUCAAGACUAUUGAUCCCAAUUCAUGGAGACAGCUGCUGCAACUGCAACUGCAGAGUAACUCUUUUAGUGCUGCCUCCUCUGAAGCAAAUGAAAGUGGGAUUGAGAUUCUUGAUAAGAGGAAACUAAAGAUGAAGAAGAAACAAGAUAGAUUAUUAUUUAGUAACGCUUUUUGA